AUGAUAAAUGUUCCCAAAGGUGUUUAUAAAUACACAUACGUAUGGCUGAGAUUGUGAGUCCGUGAGCCUCCAAAGUCAACUGCGCCCACAAAUCCAAGUAAACGACACCGGGAACGACUAAACGGCGAAUUGGAAACUGUCGCAGCUCUUCUGCCGUACGAUCAAAGUGUCAUAUCAAGAUUGGACAAAUUAAGUGUUCUACGACUAGCUGUUAGUUAUCUUCAACUGAAAGCGCAUUUUCAAGGUUUGUUCAAAUAUUUCGAUACUUCACCAUGUUCAGUAUCGCUGAAUUUUCUUCUUUUAACUAAACGAUUCAACUCCAGUGAUUUUCUUAAUUGCGAUCUCUUCGGAUUGUUUCCUCUCAACUGUAAACGAUCUUAUUCCUCAUGA
Molecule: messenger RNA, 390 nt
Organism: Anisakis simplex (herring worm)
Lineage: Eukaryota; Metazoa; Nematoda; Chromadorea; Rhabditida; Anisakidae
Source: the annotation of a GenBank genome assembly